AUGGUCUGGUGCAAGACCUGGAGGUACAUCGGCUACAACGCCGACAUGGACGCCUCCCCGCUCCAAGCCGUGGAGGUGUACCUGCAGUGCCGGCACGGCCCGCGGUGGCUGAAGAAGUUGCCAGGGGCAUCGGGGCAGGGCGUCUACUUCACCAUCCAGUCGGUGCACAUGGCGUCCUUCACCAACGACGAGUGCAAGGUGUACGUGGAGAGCUCGUCGUCAACCGCGUGCGACCUCGCUGACGAACCUGCUGCCGGCGAGGGGCUGCCGCUCAAGUUCAAGACCUUCGUCCAGCGCGGCGACGGGCUGCAGGCGCUCUACUCCUUCGGCAACUUCUUCUUUCGCACCAGCGACCCCAACAACUUCUACUGA
Molecule: messenger RNA, 372 nt
Organism: Triticum dicoccoides
Lineage: Eukaryota; Viridiplantae; Streptophyta; Magnoliopsida; Poales; Poaceae
Exons: 2
Coding region: 1-372 (123 amino acids)
Cellular component (GO): cell periphery
Source: RefSeq, a predicted model, not a curated record